AUUUUCUUUCCCUCCACGUCCCACCUUUGCCCUAGUCGAUCGCCUUCUCUCCCUUCUCCGCUGCUGCGGUUCCAACCCCGAGGUUUUGGCCGAUGGAAGAAGGCUUCGAGGGCGAUGUCCUCCUACCGGAUCAGUCUUCUUCUCCCCUCCCCAAGCACAAGCUCCGGCGCCUCAAGAGAGUAUCCCUUUUCGCCUCUCGCAGCCCCCCUACCGAUUCUGAUUCAACUUCGUUGCCGGAAGUUCCCUUGGAGACUCUGGAACCUACUACGACGCUGGAUUUCGAGAAGCCGGUCCUCGAAUCAGAUGUAAUCGGGACGGCGAUAGACCCGGAACUCGAGUUCGACCCUUUGUUCCCGGAUCUGGAUCAAUUGCAGGCGAAAAAUACAGAUAUUGGAAGAGAAAAAGAAGACUUUUUCUGGGGAGGGGACAAUGGUUGCGGUGCGGCGAACGAGAUAAAUGAUGGAAUCGAGAAUGUGAAGUCUGCGAAGAAAAAAUUGAUUUUGGAGGGAGAAGAUGAGGAUACGAAGAAGAAGAGGAAAAAGCAAAAAUCCAGCGAGAAGCCCAAAGAAUCAUUGCGGGAGAAGAGAAAACUCGAAAAGGAGCGACAAGCUCACUUGCUUCAAAUUCACGCUGAAUCACAACGGUUGCUCCGUGAAACCAGAGAUGCUUCCUUCAAGCCUACUCUGGUUGUCCAGAAGCCCAUAUCAUCUGUUUUAGAGAAGAUCAGGCUCAGAAAAAAAGAGGUCUUCAAAAAAUCUGUUGUUGUCAAUCAUUCCCAAUCUAUUGAUGACACCACAAAUUGCAAGGCUGAUACCUACCAUGAUGGUGAAGCUACAAUGCUUGAGAGUAAGAAAGAUGACUAUGCAGGUUUGGAAGAGAAUAAAGUUCCGCAUGUUGAAGAACAUCUUAAUGUAGAAGGUGGAGGAGUCACAACUCAUGACAGACGUGGUCGUUGUAAUCAAAUUUCUAAUCUCACCUGUGAUGUUGCAAACAAUACUCUAGAUGCCGAUGAGGAGUUUAAUGAUUCUAAUGAAGCUGAGAAAGACCACCAAAUAAUUUAUAAUACAAAAGAAGCAAUAAAAAGUACCUUGUCAGUGUUGCCAACCUCAUUCUCCGAGCUUGCGCCUUUGGAUAUUGUUGGUCCUGCUUCACAAUCAUUAGAAGGUGAUGAAAAUGUCAAUCUCCAACCUCACAAGGCUUUUAAUGUGGACUCCUAUUCUGACGUUGCACUUGCCAAAGCCUUUCUUGAUGAUGAGGCUGAAGAAGAAGAUGAUAGUGACCAUGAUUUGAUGAGGUUUCAAGAGAAUGAAGAUGAUGAAAGUGAUGAUAAUGAAGAGCUAACUGAUAUGAUUGCAACUGGUUUUGAAGAAGCACCAAUUGAUUGUGAAAGGCGCAAUCAACUUCAUCAGAAGUGGCUUGCUCAACAAGAUACAGCUGCAACAGACAAUGUCAUUCAGAGAUUAAGAUUUGGUAAUAAACAUAAAGAGCCAACUUUACUUCAUGAAGAAGAAGCAAGUUUAGAACAUAGUGAAGAGUCUGAAGAUGGAGAACCUUCAGAUCUACAUCCACCUAAUUCCAUCCAUAAAAGCACAAAAAUGGCUAAACAAAUGAUGGCAAAAAUGUUUACUGAAGAUCAUGAUGCUUAUUUACCAUCAGAUGAUGAAGAGUUAGAGAAAAAUUUUAUUCGUCAGCGUCUAAUAGCACAGAAUAAGGAACCUGCACUUGAUUCCCUCAUAGAUGUUGAGCAUUCCAGAGAGAUUUUUGGUCUUAUCAAGAACAUGAAUGCUGCUCCUGAAACAAAAAAAAGAGUAAAACCAACAUCUCACUUUGGUUUGCUUCUGACUGAAAGUAGCAACAGCUCUUCCAAGUCUUCUUUUCUUGGUCGAAGUACAAGUUCUUCAAUGCAAUAUUCACAUAAGCAAAGUUCAUCUAUUGCUCGGGCAUUCAUUUUUGGUCGUGAUGACAGUAAUAGCCGGAGUAGUCUUCCAGCCUUUGAAAACAUUCAAGAAGAGAAUCAGCUGGAGAAUAAGAAUAAGAAACCUUUUGCAAAGUUCAGUGGCCCGCAAAUGAAAUCAAAUGCUUCUAAAGCAACGACAGAAUCUAACACAAAUUCAAGUUCUUCUUUGUUUGAAAUCCUGCAACAGUCAUCUAUACAGUUCGACAAACAAUUGGAGAGCAAGAUGAGUGGUGACAAUACAAUCGAAAUCAAAGCGGCGCAACCAUUUUCAGCUUUUAAAAUUCAGAGGAAGUUUUCAAAAGUUUCAGAGGGAAUUAAUAGAUCCCAAGGAUGAAGCGACCUUGCUUACUCUAUCAGUCAAGUGACCCUAUUGUACUUACCUUAAUGUAAUCUGAAGCCUUUUUAGUCUUGCAUAAUGCAUAGGCUACUUGAUGAGUCGCCCGUACAAUGACCGGCAAUUUCUUUUACCAAAGAAAAGGAACAUAAAGAAAAUAUACACUGGAGUUUCGGGGACUCUGAAUUGGCACCGCAGAAGGGGAAUUGCUGAAUUUGCUUAUUUGUUUAUUGUGUUGAUUGUGACUAUUUCGUGCUUGUUCUCGGCU
Molecule: messenger RNA, 2559 nt
Organism: Zingiber officinale
Lineage: Eukaryota; Viridiplantae; Streptophyta; Magnoliopsida; Zingiberales; Zingiberaceae
Exons: 12
Coding region: 93-2291 (732 amino acids)
Source: RefSeq, a predicted model, not a curated record